Molecule: messenger RNA, 1248 nt
Organism: Morchella sextelata
Lineage: Eukaryota; Fungi; Ascomycota; Pezizomycetes; Pezizales; Morchellaceae
Exons: 2
Coding region: 1-1248 (415 amino acids)
Source: RefSeq, a predicted model, not a curated record
AUGACAGCUCACGUCCUGCAAACUACAAAUACCCAACAAACUACAAGUGAGAAAAGUGGUGUUCAAACAGCUCAUACACCUUAUCCCCACACCCUAACCUUUGAGAACUUUGUAAAACGUCAUGUACCGGCAUUGAAAGACGCAGCUCGAAAAGGCGAGCCACUGCCGUUUCCUUCUAGAGCACGCUUUAUGGGCACCUUGAAACUGCAUGGUUAUAACGCCACAAUCGUGAGUAAACCUUCCGCUCUUGCCCCGAUAUUCAGGCAGAAUGAUACACACAACCCGACUUUCCAAUCCAGGAACAGGGUCGUAACCUCCCAAGACAAAGGCCCCAUACCGUCUCAGCUCUCGAAUCGUCCACUCCACUUGCUCGUCGAGGCUGCUAUGAGGAUCUACACUUCGUCAGCAUCCCUGCCUGCCGAUACCCCGUUUUCGGAGGUUAUGAUUGCAGGGGAGGUUGCCGGGCGUGAUAUCUACCGAAAUGUGGCCAUAAACAGGAUCCCAAGGUUCUUUUGCAUAUUUAAUAUCAGGAUUGAUGGGGUGUGGGUUGAUAUGCGCCGAUACGCCGAUGUAUGUCUACCCGAGGAGCGUAUCUUUAACAUUAUGAAUUGGAAGAUAUGGGAUGUGGUGAUCGAUUUCUUCGAGGACACGACGGCUGUUUCCGAGUGGCUUUACGAGAUCACGGCAGAAGUUGAGAAGAAGUGCCCCUUUGCCGCAUCAUUUGCAGACUCGGCGGGGAAAAAGAUAUCAGGAACUGGCGAAGGUUUAGUGUGGACGAUGAUUCCAUUCGAGGGCGAGGAUUGGCCGCCGAAUAGGACCAUGUUGUGGAACUUCAAGACAAAGGGAGAAAGGUUUGAGGUAGUUAGCAGAAUUAAACCGACCCCACCGAAAGACCCCGAUGCAUUGAAACUCGCAAGUGUGUUUAUCGAUCAUGCGAUCACGGAGGCACGGUUUGAACAGGGGGUUGAGUAUCUGAGAGAGAUGGAGCUCCUGGAGCAAGGAAAGGGUAGCACAAUGCAGUUUGUCAAGUGGAUAGAGAACGACGUGAUUGAGGAGGAGUGGGAGAAGAUGGUGGAGAUCGGAGCUGAAGAGAAGAAAGUGAGGGGUGUGAUUGGGACCCGGGCGCGGGAAUGGUUCUUUCGAUAUCUAGAUGAAGCCCAGGUGCGUGGAAGCGGGAACGGCUAUGCAGCCGGGAAAGUUGGUAGCGACGAGGAGACCGGCAGACGAUUAGGUCCAGCAAGUACAUAA